AUGGCGGCCUACCUCCCCCUCGCCGUCCUCGUGGCCCUCCUCGCCGCCACCGGAGCCAGCGCCCACGGCUACAGCCAGACCCCCUCGCCGACGCCCGCCACGCCGGCACCGGCUGCCAAGUGCGACAAGGUGAUGCUCAAGGUGGAGGGCGUGGUGUACUGCCAGAGCUGCACGCACCGGAACUCCUGGUGCCUGGACGGCGCGACGCCGCUGCCGGGGGCGAAGGUGACGGUCACCUGCCGCGACGCCAAGAACCGCGUCAUGGAGUCGCGGACGCCCGUCGCCGACGGCAAUGGCUACUUCCUCGCCGACUUCAACGUCACCGAGAAGGCCGACUACUACAUGGGGGACCCCGCCAAGGCCUGCUUCGUGCGCCUGCUCGCGUCGCCGGACCGCAAGUGCGACGACCUCACCAACGUCAACUACGGCAUCGAGGGCGCGCCACUCCGCCACGAGGGCAAGCGGUGGUCCGGCCAGGGGUACGAGAAUGUCGUGUACGCCGCCGGCCCGCUCUCCUUCAAGCCGGACACCUGUGCGCCCAGGGGCCACUACUGA
Molecule: messenger RNA, 555 nt
Organism: Triticum turgidum subsp. durum (durum wheat)
Lineage: Eukaryota; Viridiplantae; Streptophyta; Magnoliopsida; Poales; Poaceae
Source: the annotation of a GenBank genome assembly